AAAAGAUAAUUCUGCAAGUUCAUCAUGAGUAUAGCAUGUGCUUCAUGAAGUUUUGGUACUUCUGCAGUGGGGAUGAUAGACUUUGUAUUCAUCAUAUAAGCUUCUUCUGACCCAGUUAAACAGGUUGAGAAGAAUCUCACUGGAGCCAUUGUUAAGGUCAGAAGAGAAGGAUGAGAAUGUACUUCACAAAGGAAAGGAACUACAAAAAAAGAACGUGGUUUUGUUGCAGUUGAAAUGGACUCAGAAAUCAAGGAAGAAGUUCCUGUGCAUGAGGAAUUCAUUUUAUGUUGUGGAGUUGAAACCCAGGUUCUAAAAUGUGGGCCCUGGACUAACCUUUUCAAUGAGCCAAGAGCCAACAGGCCUAAGCUGCUUAUUUUUGUUAUUACAGGUAAUCCAGGAUUUUCUGCCUUUUAUGUACCAUUUGCAAAGGCUUUGUACUCCUCAGUAAACCGAUGUUUCCCAGUUUGGGUUAUCAGUCAUGCUGGACAUGCUUUGGUCCCCAAAGGCAAGAAGAUUCUUACAACCUCAGACGAUACAAACGCUCAAGAAAUUAAUGACAUCUAUGGACUACAAGGUCAAGUGGAACACAAGCUAGCUUUCCUGAGAACUCAUGUGCCAAAGGAAAUAAAACUUGUGGUCAUUGGCCAUUCAAUAGGCUGCCAUUUUUCUCUUGAGAUUUUGAAGCUUGCCCCUGAACUCCCAAUAAUUCGCUCCUUUCUGCUCUUUCCAACAAUUGAGCGAAUGUCUGAGUCACCGAAUGGCAGGAUCGCCACUCCACUCCUGUGCUGGCUUCGAUAUGCUCUCUAUGUUUUUGCCUACCUUCUACUUAAACCAUGGCCUGAGAAAAUCAAGUCCUUUGUUAUCAGAAUUGCUCUUCAAAUGAUGAACCUGCAGAGCGAAUUUUCGGUCCUAAACAUAUUAGAACCAUUCUGCCUUGCCAAUGCUGCCUACCUUGGAGGCCAAGAAAUGAUGAAAGUGGUGAAGAGAGACAACGAAACCAUAAAGACAUAUUUAUCUAAGCUUACAUUUUACUAUGGUACUACAGAUGCUUGGUGUCCAAAAGAAUACUAUGAAGACAUAAAAAAGGAUUUUCCAGAAGGAGAUAUUCGGCUCUGUGAGAAGAAAAUACCUCAUGCAUUCAUCCUCCAUUUUCCCCAGGAAAUGGCUGACAUGGUAGCUGACUGGCUAAAGGAUGAUCUGUCUAAAAUAUAAGUACUGACCCAUGGAAACAUCACUGACAGCUAGUACAUAGCAGCAGUGGCUGUGCCAUCUCUUAGUAGUUAGUAUACUUGGUAGGUAAGUGUUCAGUGUGAAUGUUUGAUAUUAGAAGAAGGAAAAAAAAGAACCUUUUGGCUUACUAUCAGCUCCUAGCUAGCCCCCCAUACUACAGGCUGAAGUAAACACAGUUGAUGAAAUACACCAUAGGUUUAACAGCACAUUUUCCAAGACUCAGGGAACACAGAGAUCAGUGAUCUAAACAAGACCCUUCAUGUUUGCAUGAGAUUACCCCAGUGGCACCAUGCAGUUGAUUGUAGUAGGCAGGAUCCUUGCAGACAAAAGUCUAAAUUUAGUUGAUUUUAAUACAGUUACCAUGUAGAAUAGGCUCUCCUAGAGGAAAUCAUGAAAUACCUACUAGAAAAUGUAAAGGGCAUCAGUAAAGUGUAGAGUCAGAUAUGUAAGUGGACGAGGUCUUGAGGAUGCACAUUCCAGGAGCAGGAAGUGGUGAGUAGUGGAUCUUGGUAGCGGACCUGGACAGAAGCUAAAGAUCAGCCCAGACUAACUUUGUAGAGAUCUUGGCUGAGGUCCUCAGUAUCACACUGGAUACCAGGACAGCCUGCAUCACCCCCCACUCCCCCCACGAUACUACCUUGCAGCAUGUCACAAACCACCAAGCAGUGCCAGCAUCAAGGGGAGGCAGUGCUUGUCUGCAUCUCUAAGAUGCAGCUUCUAAGAAGCUUCCCUGAGGAGUGAGACUUCCUGAUCUUCCUGCAUUAGUUGGACACUGAAGUUCACCAGACAUAACUUUGGUGAAGGAACCCAAUGAGAGCUGUUGAAGGAUCCUGACUGCACCUCUUGCCACAAGACAGCCGGCAAGCUCUGUGCUGAGCUCUAGCCUGCCAGGUUGGGAGGCCCUGGGUGUCCCAAAGCCAGCCUGUACCUCCUCAUAAGAGUUGCCCCUUCUGUGAUUUUUCCAAUAAAACUAUAUUGAGGACCAGCUAUGAGCCAAAUACUGUGCUAGGCAUUGAGGAUAAAGUUCUUGGCUAUGUCAUGAUUCUUUUCUUAGGAAAAUCUUCCAGUAAGUAACUUUCGGGAGGGCAUCUUUCAGUUGCUGAAUAGAGAAUUGCUAUAAAUGAGUUCUACAUUUCUGCCCCGGCUUUGUUAGUUGGAAAGAAAUUGUUUUACUAAUGAACCAAAAGAAGCCAUAAUGAAUCAUGUGAAUUCACCUUCUCUGGAUGCCUUGAGGUCCAGUAGAGAAGCUUGUUGUCCAGUCUCGAGUAGGCUCACUAUAUUUCUGCCUUCCCUAAAAUGACUCAAUCCUGGGACCCUAGGAGCCAAUAAGUCCCACUGACAGCAGUGAUAGUUGACGACUAAUCAGAACAUUCAGUUUUCUCCUAGAGGAGACCCCCCUCAUGGUGUUAUCAUUCCUUAAGAACAAUAGAAUAUUGUCCUUCCUUCCAAAGCCCUAAAGCCCCCAAUGAAGGAUUCAGUUCUGAUAUGCUGCCAACCCAGUGGUGAGCAUAGAACAAGUUGCUGUCCUGGCAUGGCUUCUGCAUCUGAGCAAAUGACUUCUCAGAAGGGAAGAGCCAAGCCCCAGGCAAGGAGUGCUCUUGGCCCUGGAGAGAAGCCAGGAGACACACAGACCAUUGGCACAGGGCUGCACACAAAAUCCUGAUUGCCCUCUGUGAGGGGAGGCCUUCUGGAAGUCUGAUGUUAGAAGCUUAGGAUUCAUGGCUCUGCAGUGCCUUGCAUAUAGGAGAUGCUCAGUAGUACUAACUUGACACAUUUGAGCAAAUCCUGGGUGAAUCACACCUACUAGAAUAAUAAUAUCCCCUAGCUUUACUUUCAGCAUUAUUUUAUAUUACUACGUAUUUCAGAAUUCUACAUGUAUGACAUUGUGUCUUAACUUUGGUUUUUCAGAGCUUAAAAAAAUGAUAAAAUAAAAUGAUAAAGUAAAAGAUGCUGGCUCGUUUUCUGUUUAUCAUCUGAUGGCCAAAUGAAUUUUCAAAAUAAAUGUUUUACCAGCAUU
Messenger RNA from Canis lupus familiaris (dog), 3247 nucleotides. RefSeq names its product lipid droplet associated hydrolase (gene LDAH). Gene Ontology annotation, molecular function: lipase activity. The record is from RefSeq and is a predicted model, not a curated record. Bases 235 to 1212 code for a protein of 325 amino acids. NCBI's taxonomy places the organism in Eukaryota, Metazoa, Chordata, Mammalia, Carnivora, Canidae. Gene Ontology annotation, biological process: lipid storage. Gene Ontology annotation, cellular component: lipid droplet. The transcript has 8 exons.